Molecule: messenger RNA, 704 nt
Organism: Drosophila eugracilis
Lineage: Eukaryota; Metazoa; Arthropoda; Insecta; Diptera; Drosophilidae
Gene: l(2)34Fc
Product: defense protein l(2)34Fc
Exons: 2
Coding region: 82-561 (159 amino acids)
Molecular function (GO): oxidoreductase activity, acting on metal ions
Source: RefSeq, a predicted model, not a curated record
UAUAAAUAGGAAGCUGUUUUAGAAUUUUCAGCUCAUUUCAAGUUUUUCUUUUGUGCGUUUUGCGUGUGUUUUCCAAGUGAUAUGUUCCGUCUGCUGGUGAUUGCUGCCUGCCUGGCCAUCAGUGUCCACGCCUAUUCCGAGGGUGCUCCAAAGGCCGCUUGCCGGGAUCUGACGCCCCAGCACGGUGCCAAGUUGCAGACAGACAAGCCCCCCUACAGCAUCACUGGCCCACCCCAUGUGCGUGGUGAUCAGAAGCUGACCCUUACCCUGGGUGGCGAUGAGUUCCUUGGCUUCAUGAUCCAAGCACGCGAUGGCCAGAACCGUGUCGUCGGUCAGUUCCAGGUGGUGGACCCUAAGCACUCGCAGACUUUGGAAUGCUCUGGCAAGGAUGACACCCUCACCCACUUGAAGGCCACCAAGGGCAGUCCGUUGACCAGCGUCACCUUCGAUUGGAUUCCCCCAGCUGGCUACAAGGGCAAUGUCAAGUUCAUGGCCACCGUAGUGCAGACCGGAUUUGUUUACUGGGUGGGUCGCGUCACCAAGGACGUCGAUGUGGAGUAGACGGAUGUGUUCCCAGUGAUUGUGAUAGAAAUAUUCAUGAUUUGUCUAAAAACCCUACAAGUCGAUAUUUACCGUUAAUGUUCCGAUUAGCUUUGGAGCGUAGUAUUUUUGAAAAUAAAGUCAAAAAAUUAUCGUUGAUGAAA